Molecule: messenger RNA, 1396 nt
Organism: Zerene cesonia (dogface butterfly)
Lineage: Eukaryota; Metazoa; Arthropoda; Insecta; Lepidoptera; Pieridae
Gene: RNF220
Product: E3 ubiquitin-protein ligase RNF220
Exons: 8
Coding region: 218-1321 (367 amino acids)
Biological process (GO): protein ubiquitination
Molecular function (GO): ubiquitin protein ligase activity
Source: RefSeq, a predicted model, not a curated record
AUUUGAAAGAAAAAAAAAAAGUAAACGACCUAUUUGUUAUUGUUUUGCUAACGAUUAUUACCGUAAUAUACGUAAAUUACAAUUUCAAUGCCUGCAAGAUGAGUGCCGACACGACAAUGCAACUUCCAUUAACACAUUCGGCUACUCAAAAACUCGUUUGAUUUAUAAAUAAUCGCGAUGUUUUCAGAUAUUUGUGUGUCAACAAAAUUUAAAUGAAAUGCUACCCGUAGUGAUGUAUAAUAUGGAAGGGUGUUCCAACUCGAUGAAUAAUUUUAACUCAAUAUACGAUGAUAGUGUCAUAUUGAACGGUGUCAGGAAUAGGAAAAAAGUGUCCGAAUUACCGAAUUGCCCUGUGUGCAGUUGUACGAUACGACAAGGAGAGUUAGAUAGUCAUUUGGCCCUGGAAGUAGAGCGGUUGCAAAAGCUAUCUAGUGCUUCCAAACGGAAACUGAGUUCUAAUAGUCCUAGUGCGCCGAUACCGGGGUCCAGUACGAGUGUCGAUAAUCCUAGUGAGGAGGCUGAUGUCGAUGUGUCUGGCUGCCUUGGUAGUGAUGUGUAUCAGCGAGUUCACGGCAAUCGUUUACGUCGUCUCCGUUCGCGUAGACGCUCACCGCCCCCGCAGCAAGGGGAGUGCCCCAUAUGCAACGCCACCCUGCCGGCGUCCAGGCUGCAGAGGCACGCGUUGCGAUGCCUGAAGCGUACCGGAGCGGAGAUGGAUGAGGACGUGCCGGAUACCAGCUCGGAGGAGGGCAGUAUUGAUGUUGAGAACGACGAGCCGAGCGGCUUCGGCGCGGAGUACCAGUGGUGCGGCGAGUGGCGGGUGCGCGCCGCCGCGCUGCAGCCGGCCGACGCGCGCCCCGGCACCAGCGUGCGCCGCGCCUCCACCGACCGCGCGCUCGUGGUAGAUCACGACGAAGACACGGAGCUAUACGGGCCACCACAAUACUCCCCCUCGCGCAUAGCGCCCAAUACGGAGGAGGAUCAAGCAGAGGAGUCGAACGGGAACGAAGAAGAGAACGCCGAAGAUGGUGACGCGGAGGCGCAGAAGAAUCACAGGCCGAAUGGGUUGGUGGAGGCCAGUGCGGAGACAAGAAUACAAGCAUUGAAAGCGAAAAUAAAAGAUUUAGAGAAGAAACAGAACACUGCGUUAGAGGCGAAAUGCCUCAUAUGCCUGGGCCCCUACACGUCGCCGGCGGUGUCGAUACAGUGCUGGCAUGUGUACUGCGAAGUCUGUUGGUUGCAAUCGCUUCGCGCCAAGAAGAUCUGCCCGCAGUGUAAUGCCAUAACCACAGCUGAGCAUUUACGAAGGAUCUACAUGUGAAAUUAUUGAAGAUAUUUGCUAAAUAUGCAAUUGUAAUUGAUAAAAGGCGAAACGGAACGUUUUCUCGUACGGUGA